Molecule: messenger RNA, 1252 nt
Organism: Macrosteles quadrilineatus (aster leafhopper)
Lineage: Eukaryota; Metazoa; Arthropoda; Insecta; Hemiptera; Cicadellidae
Exons: 4
Coding region: 227-1045 (272 amino acids)
Biological process (GO): cellular response to hydrogen peroxide
Source: RefSeq, a predicted model, not a curated record
UCCAUGAAGAAUGAAGAAGAAAGGAAUCGUUUCGUUUGUCAUCUUCUUUCUUGUGUUGUGUUGUGACUAAUAAAAUUACAAAUAACAUUGUUGAGUUGUGUUGAUGUUUACGUUUCAUAUCACAUAACUGGAACAGAUAGGCUACCGUAGUUGAAAACUGGCGAUAACAUCCAACAACAAAUGAUACUUGGUGUUCACCAAUACAUUGGUGGUCUUUUUAUCAACGAUGGAAAAUUCAGAGGAGAAUCUACCAGCUAACCUGGAAAAGUUGCAGAUUAGCCCCCUUAGUGCUCAGCCGAGAUGUGUUGCCAACUUUAACCCUUUUGCUGCAAACAAUGUUGCUACAACGGCCUUAGUUGCUGUGGGGACUUCGUCUUCUUCACCUGAGUCAGUCUUUCAGUCUUUGUCUCUGUACGGUGCAGAAUGUCCAUCGGGCUCUUGUUUGUGUAACAAGAAGAAGAAAUCUCAGAUGAGCACGUUUGUGCAGAAGACGAGUUUCAAGCGGCCAGUGCUGAGACGCAGCCACCUCGGUGUGGUGAGUCGUCGAGUUCUGAGAGCUCCAGUCCUUCGCUUCAGAGAGACGGUGGCAAUCAUGCGUCCCUUGGACCAUCCGACAACUCUUACCUCUCACCUAGCCUCGCUUGAUCUGUCAACCUCACAGGGCAAAUUGCUCGGACUGGAUCCGCAAAACAUGAAAGAUUUCAAAUCCCUUGUGUCGUUCAAUCCGAAACUCGAUCUAAAAUACAAAUCACUCUCCCGAUUCGAAACCGUGAGCUUCAUCGAGUUGAGAACAAAGAGGGAUAAACAUUUCAUUGUCGGCUUGCGGUCGCCGAGAAGAAGAACAUAUUCUGAUAGCACUGCCCUCUCGUUACCCUCCACCUCGGAAAGUGAGAGUGAGACUGCCCAGCGACCGCAGGCCUCGUGCUCUAUUCAGGCGAGGAUGACUCCCGAUGAUACUAACAUCGACGAGCUCGCUAGCUACUUCGACCUGUUUGUUCACAUCCCGAAAAAGAUGUCACACAUGGCUGAAAUGAUGUAUAUUUAAAUCUGAAAAGCCAGUUUGGCAAGGACUAUUCCAUGUUUUUGUUAUUGAGUGUGUGAAACAACGCUGAUUAGUAUUCUCUUUGGUCCUUAUACAAAUUGGUACAAACUAUGUGUGGUUUUUGUUUAUUGUCAGCUUAUUUGCUUAAGCCUAUUUUUCAUUAAAUUAUUGCAUUUCUUAUUUAACAAUAUUAAAUAUUUACAGCAAUAA